AGAAAAAUGAAAUUUUACCUCUUGGUUCCUUGAACUGUGAAUCCUUAGAAUUAAGAACUUUAGACCACCACCCAAGGUCAAGCUAUGGUGUGCUCAGGGCCGGAUUUAUAGUAAGCGCUGUGCCUGGGGCCUGUUUUAGGGCCAAAAAUACCAGUGUGCCAUGAAACACAGACAUCAAUCCACGCAGAAACAAAACUUUUAGCAUCUCUCUUUUUGAGUUUAUGAUUUUGGGAAAGUUUCAAACUAGCUAGUACGUACAUGUAGCUAAUUACUGCGAACCUCAAUACGUGUUAUACGAUGCAAUAACUGGAAGCGAACCCAAUUGUACAGGCUUCUUACCAGUUUGGCCUGGCUUGCUUUAGUUCAGCUUAAUAGCGUAGAUUAACCCUAACUCCCUAGGGGGUGUGCAAACUCGUAUUGAAAUUGCAGGAUUCAGGACUGUUAGGGUUAAUAUCAACACGAAACAGGGGCGGAACCAGGAAUUUGUGAAGGGGGAUUCAGGCCCGUCAGAUUGUUUUUUGUCCGAUUGUUGUGGACAGUCGGACAAUAGGUAAUUAUUGUUACUAUAAUAAUGAUAAUUGUAAUAAUUGGAUUUUUGUGUGUCAGAGCCUGUGUGUGGGGGGUGGUUUUGAACCACCCCCCCCCCCCCCCCCCCGCCCCUCCCUCCUCUGGAUCUGCGCCUGUAAUAUGGGAAUCUAAAGCUUUUAAGAGCUGUGAACUUGGUGCCAGUGCCUAGGGCAGAGUAGAGCGUACUGAACACUAGGGCCUACGAAAUGCAUGAUCUCGCCCUGUGGGUGUGCUAGAUUCUUAGUUUUGUGAGCAAGCUUGAUUUAGAUACUACAAACCGAUCAGAAGGUUUGUACAAAUUGCAUGGUGUGUAAAAAUUAUGCACACUCUUGAAAAUUCAGUCACAGUUUCAUUUCUUGUGCCUUUGGGAUCGGUUUCCUCUUUCGAUUAAAAGUUUUAAUAACAUUUUGUGAUUUUUUUUAACACUUUGUUGUACAUGUACUUGAAAAAAGACACAGUUUGUGUAUGUAAUCUGCAUGUUUGGUAGAUGUAAACCUUACCCAAUCCACUUCUUUAUGAAAGAGUUUUGGCACAUAAGUGUAAUGAAAUGAAAAGAUAGUGGAGAAUUAUACAUUCUUUUUUUUAAACAUUUACAAGUCAUGAUCUUUCAUUGAAAAAAUUGAAUUUUGUUUAAUACAUUUUAGUUUGUUUUCUUUAAUUUAUUUAGUUGAUAAAACUUUGUUUGAAAAGUACACUUUUUCCCCCUGAUUAUAAAUUGUAAAAAGUAUUUGCAAUGUUUUGAUCAAUAAAUAUUUUGUAACGACCUAAUUCUAUAAAUUUGAAUCUCAACGUGGGCUGUAUCACUAGUUACUUUUGUUCAUUAAUCAGGUUUUUCUUUCAAUAAUUUUGUUUUUUUAAAUAUGAAAUUUCAUUCAUCAAUAAAUCUUUGGUGAUUAACCAAAAUUAUCAUUUUCUAUAAGAACCCGUCAGCUAUGCAAAUAAGGGGUAAGAAAUUGUUUUCAAAUGUAAUAACCAAAUAUAAUUUUAAAAGGAAAGAAGUCUAAAGUCUGAAGCUAAAAUUUAGAAGCUUGAUUUUCUCUUCUGUAUGUAUGCAUUGAUUCAUGAAUACUUAAUGUCUAGGUUAUUGAAAGCACCACUAAUUGUUGACUUUAAUAUUCUUUUAAUACCCCUCCCCUGAACCACCCUGACCCCACUACUUCUAUCUCACAUACACAAGUACCAGAAAAGGCUAUUACUAAGUUUCCUGCAAAUAGAAUAUUUUAUAUUUGGCUUGAACAUCAAAUAUGCAGCAGAACCCUCUCCCCAACCUACAGCUAUAACUUCUGGAGGAUGUGAUUUGAAGCAUUCCAGAAUUGUAAGGUAUCCUAGUGGAUUAUUUGCAUACCAAGAGGCUUCUCCUGCCUCCUCACCUAUAGUUUAAAAUGAAAUCAAAUACAAUUUCUGCAAACUGUUCGAUGACUGGUUAAACAUAUGUGCAAAAUAAACAACAUUUCAAUCCCAAUUAAACAUUAGUCAAAAUUAAAGGCUUUUUGCUUUAAAGAUUCUGGUAGGAUCGGAAAAUCAGGAUCAAAACAUCUAUUGUUUCUUUUUGAUGUAUCUUUGAUUAUUUCUUGUGGAAUGCACCCUUUAUGAUUUCAGCGAAGCUAGAGUUCAUAUUGCAUUUGUUGUGUAAAUAAAUCACAAGCGCUGUGUGCUGAUAGACUUUGUUCGGUCUCUGACUUCAUCGUGUCAAGUGCAGUGCGCUAUAUUUAUACAACCACUUAUCACUAUCAUAUGACUCCCAAAUCCGUUACAGAUCAUAGGGCCAAUGUUAUAUUUCCUCACUGAUUUUUUCUGAAUUCAACUGUUCCCCAAUCAUGGGUUUGUAUCAGACUUGGACUCUUUCUUUGAUGAUUUCAUAUGUGUUUCUGAUUAGUAUAUGUUGUGCAGAUUUAGAAGCAUGCAACGCAGUUGAUGAUUGCUCUUGUAAGUUAUCAGAUGGCAAAGAGAUCAACAUACGAUCUUUGGGUAGUCAAGGCGGCACUACUCCAAGGUUUCCAUAUGAGUUAGCGGGAUCAUGGAAGUAUGCAUACAAUCCAUGCUAUCCUUGGUCAGAUACUACUUCUUGUCAAAAUGUUGCUGCUUGCCAGGAAGGAGACCCUGACCCUACUGAGAAAUAUGCCAUCGGCGAUGCCACACCAGCAACGUGGACACAAGAAAACAAUAAAUAUGUUGUUAAGUAUUCCAGCACUGGAGGUGGCAAAACACGGACGUCAGUGGUGGUACUUGCAUGUGAUACAUCUGCAACUGAACCCAAGUUAGAAAGACUGGGCUCCAAACCUGAUCCGCAGGAUCCAGACACUACGUUAUAUGAUUUUAUUCUGACAUCCAAGUGUUGCUGCCCAGGUGAAUGUGGUUCCGUUGGCCCAACCAAACCUGCUCACACAACUAAGCAUGCUCACCCAACUAAGCCCCAUCCUGCUGCAGGAGGCAUCAGCAUAGGAUCUGUCAUGUGUAUCAUAGUGUCUGUACUAAUAAUUGUUUAUGUAGUCGCCGGUGUGCUCUUCAUGAAGUUUGUACGCCACGCAGAGGGGAUGGAGAUAAUACCCAACAGGAACAUCUGGGGUGGUCUGUUUCGCAGCAUACGGGAUGGCUUUAUGUUUGUCUUCACUUGUGGAAAGAAUUCUGGAUACGACACUAUGAAAUAGUUGGAAUGAUACACCAUCACACAAACAUUUAUAUGUGUGCAUUGUAUAGUUCGAAAAACACUACACGUAUUAAUUUCAGUGAUUUUACUCGUCUUUUUGUCAGUGUACAUGUACAUGUACUUCAUUUUAAUAGAGAGGGCAUCAGUAAACAGGCGCGGAUAUGAUCCCGAGGGGGUGGGGUCGAACUGCUUCCCUCCCCCUGCCCUGACACCAAAAAA
Patiria miniata (bat star) is the source of this 3433-nucleotide messenger RNA. RefSeq lists its product as uncharacterized. Gene Ontology annotation, cellular component: trans-Golgi network. Bases 2385 to 3215 code for a protein of 276 amino acids. The record is from RefSeq and is a predicted model, not a curated record. The transcript has 7 exons. Lineage: Eukaryota; Metazoa; Echinodermata; Asteroidea; Valvatida; Asterinidae.